CUCAUAUUACGUCUCAAGUUUGUUCUCUCGCGACGAUGUGGUUGUCCGACAGAAACAUGAAUGAUCAACUUAGUCGUUCCCAUGGAAGAGAGGAUUGUCUGAUGAUUUAACCCCAACCCUAACAGAACGACCAUGCCUAGUGGAAAUAUCAUGCAAGCACUUCUUCAGCCGGAUUUGGACGCGCUUUGGGCGCGUCGCGUCCCUUUCAAAAGUUCAAGCGACGUGCUACCCACCCCACCAUCUACAGCACCAGCGAUCGCGAGACCCUCCACUCCUUAAGCACGACUGUCGACGAAGAUUACGGUAACUCACCUUCCUCAGAGACGACCACAGAGGAAGCUCAGGUCGAUACACGAUCACACGCCAGCCAUGUCUGGCAUCCAGCUCAAAGAUGUCGCCGUCGCGGAUCGCGUGCGAGCGGCGCAAGAAUUCUUGGAUCCACAGGAUCCUCGGGCACGGACAUAUCAAGCAGAGAUCCUGCUCAUGCUCAAUCGUGACCUUCGGAGACUGACGGUCAGCAUUGACGAGAUCCGCGCACACAGUCGAGAGCUCGCAGAUGGCCUGCUCAAUCUACCGUUCGAAUACUCGCAGGCAUUCGAUCGUGCGCUAUACGAAAUCGUUCAAACAGUACGGAAUCGCGCAACACGGGAUGUUCAGGAAGAUGUGCCAUAUUACUGUGCAUACGUCGGGAGCUUCGGUGAAUUCUCCUGCAAUCCUCGGACACUCUCCUCGGCAUACCUCAAUCACAUGGUCUCGAUCGAAGGUAUCGUCACCAAAUGUUCGCUGGUACGACCAAAGGUGGUGAAGAGUGUGCAUUGGAACGAGACAAAAUCGACAUUCCAUUUCCGAGAAUAUCAGGAUCAGACAAUGACCAUGGGUGCGUCGAGCUCGAGUGUUUAUCCGACACAAGAUCCAGAUGGAAAUCCCCUCGUCACAGAAUAUGGAUACUGCACAUACCGGGAUCAUCAGACGAUUUCGAUACAAGAGAUGCCAGAGCGUGCGCCUGCGGGUCAGCUGCCGCGCGGUGUCGAUGUCAUUAUGGAUGAUGAUAUGGUCGAUCGAGUGAAGCCGGGUGACAGAAUCCAAUUAGUUGGCGUGUACCGCUCGCUGGGUAAUCGGAACGCUGGCACAGGGAGCUCGACCUUCAAGACACUUCUUCUCGCCAACAAUGUCAUUCUUCUCUCAUCGAAAUCCGGCGGAGGAAUUGCACAAGCAACCAUCACAGACACAGAUAUUCGAAAUAUCAACAAAGUCUCAAAACAGCGGAGAGUCUUCGAUUUACUUUCGCAAUCGCUGGCACCGAGUAUCUACGGACACGACUACAUCAAAAAGGCCAUCCUGCUCAUGCUUCUUGGUGGCAUGGAGAAGAAUCUUGAGAACGGCACUCAUCUUCGUGGAGAUAUCAACAUUUUGAUGGUCGGUGACCCUUCUACCGCCAAGUCGCAACUGCUACGCUUCGUCCUCAACACCGCUCCUUUGGCCAUUGCCACCACCGGUCGAGGAUCAUCUGGUGUAGGUUUGACAGCCGCUGUGACCUCUGAUAAGGAGACGGGCGAGCGUCGCCUCGAAGCAGGUGCAAUGGUUCUGGCCGAUCGUGGUGUAGUAUGUAUCGACGAAUUCGACAAAAUGUCAGACAUUGAUCGUGUGGCCAUCCACGAAGUCAUGGAACAGCAGACAGUCACCAUCGCAAAAGCAGGAAUUCACACUUCUCUUAACGCUCGAUGUUCGGUCAUUGCUGCAGCCAAUCCGAUCUAUGGACAGUACGACACACACAAGGAUCCUCACAAGAACAUCGCGCUCCCAGAUUCGCUUCUGUCACGUUUCGAUUUGUUGUUCAUUGUAACUGACGACAUCGAGGAUGUGCGAGACCGACAAGUCUCCGAGCAUGUUCUACGAAUGCACCGCUACCGACAACCUGGCACGGAAGAGGGUGCAGUCGUUCGUGAGCAACAGACGCAAACUCUCGGGGUCGGUCUCGAAGAAGCUGGAGAGGCGAACAAACCCAGCGAGGUCUAUGAGAAGUACAAUGUCAUGUUGCACGCCGGUGUCACUGUGACCAUGGGUCGCGGCUCCCAGCGUCGCGUCGAAGUCCUCAGCAUUCCCUUUAUCAAGAAAUACAUCCAAUACGCUAAACAACGUAUCAAGCCUAUCCUCACCAAGGGUGCAUCGGAUGUCAUCGUCGCUGCCUACAGUGGUCUACGAAACGACGAAAUGGAAGGCAACCAGCGAAAGACUUCGCCAAUGACAGCACGUACCCUCGAGACACUGAUCCGUCUCGCGACGGCUCACGCGAAAUCCCGUCUGUCCAACCGAGUAGAAGAAAAGGAUGCCAGGGUCGCAGAGGGCAUCCUUCGCUUCGCUUUGUUCAAAGAACUAGUCGAAGACGAACGCAAGAGGCGCAAACGCGCCCGGCCCGACCCCGACGCCAUGUCAACGGACGACGAUUCGAGCGACAGCGACGACGGCGAGGUAGCCACCGCCGCAGGAGACUCCGCAUACCGAACUUCGGCCGCAGGUCCACGAGGCGCAGGCUCACGGACCCCAGGGCGCAGCGGCGCAACCCGAAACGGCGCAAACAGAGCCGCGAAUGACGACGACGACGACGAUGAAGAACCAGACCUAUACAACUCCACCCCGGCCCGCUCACAGCGCACCACCCGCCAAAACGCCGGCAACAGCACAGCGCCCACCAGCAGCCAAUUCAGCGUCGCCUCCUCCCGCCCCGCAAGCCAACUCCUCCGCGACGAAUCUCAAUCCCAGUCCCAAUCCCAAUCACAAAACCCCGCCGAAGACGAAGAAGACGACGACGACGACGACGAAGAAGAAGACGAUCCACAACCCACCCUCUCCCCCGCCCGCUUCCAAGCCUUCCAAUCCGCCCUCGGCCAACUCAUCGACGGCCCCCUCUUCGCCAACGACGCCGCGGAUUUCGCACCUCUGGUCGCCGCGGUCAACGCCCGCUUGCGUAGCGGCGAGGCACCAUUCGGGGACCGGGAAGCUACCGCCGCGCUGGAGGCGCUCAACGAGAGGAAUCGGAUCAUGUUCAGCGGGGGGAUCGUUUAUAAGAUUUAAGGUCGUGGUUCCUUUUUCCCCUUCUCUCGUCGGAUGGAAUGGGGUGGGGUUAUGAUGAAUCGACAUUGUGGAUCGUUACGGAUGAUGAAACGCAAUUCUUGAAAGAUAUGCUCAGAGUUAACGUUUUCUUUUUUUUUUUCGAUCACGAAGUUUUAUUGAUUUUUCGAGGUCUAAUGAUUGAUACGGUAUCUUGACAAUGUUGCAUAAAUGCCCAUAAUUAUCAAUAUUCUUAUUAUUCGAAAAAAAAUCAACGCCUGUAGUAGUGAAAUUUGUAAACAAAUUCCUACCCAACAUUUGUUCGACGAAGAUUCCUCUCUAAUUCCAAUAAUACAUCAGUGAAAUCCAAUCCAUAACACUAAAUUGUCG
This is a messenger RNA of Dissoconium aciculare CBS 342.82, 3438 nucleotides long. Its product is annotated as DNA replication licensing factor mcm3. Gene Ontology annotation, molecular function: ATP hydrolysis activity; ATP binding; single-stranded DNA binding. Gene Ontology annotation, cellular component: MCM complex; nucleus. The transcript has 2 exons. Lineage: Eukaryota; Fungi; Ascomycota; Dothideomycetes; Mycosphaerellales; Dissoconiaceae. The record is from RefSeq and is a predicted model, not a curated record. Gene Ontology annotation, biological process: DNA replication; double-strand break repair via break-induced replication; mitotic DNA replication initiation. The coding region runs from base 370 to 3072 and encodes 900 amino acids.